AUGAGCGCCGAUUGCGCGAGUUACGUCAACGCCGAGCAGGUGCUGGUGAGCGCCUUCAGCUGCCCGCCCGAGGCCGGCGGCGAGGCCGGCGCAAUCUAUUGCUGCGGCUUCCAGGACGUCAAGUACUGCUGCGAUGACCCCAACAGCUUCUUCCCCUACGAGCACAACUACAUGUGGUGGCUCAGCAUUGGAGCGCUUGUUGGUUUGUCAGUCGCAGCCGUGGUCCUGCUGGCUUUUAUCGUCACUGUGUGUGUUCUCUGUUACUUGUUUAUCAACACCAAGCCAUGCAGCAAACUGGACACAGGAUUAAGCUUAAGCUUACAGACAGCAGCGGACAACAGCAUCUUUCAGGAGUCACCAGCAAAGCAGCCACCAAACCCCCACAGGAACAAAAGGAUUAAUUGUGAGAAUCCAAGGCAAGAACCUGAGAUCUUCGAAAUUUCUUUUACUGCCACUGUGACAGCUCUCAAUGCUCUCUGGCCAACUUGA
Messenger RNA from Elgaria multicarinata webbii, 489 nucleotides. RefSeq names its product shisa like 2A (gene SHISAL2A). The transcript has 3 exons. Lineage: Eukaryota; Metazoa; Chordata; Lepidosauria; Squamata; Anguidae. Bases 1 to 489 code for a protein of 162 amino acids. The record is from RefSeq and is a predicted model, not a curated record.